GGUUACUGUUACGUUUUUAUAUAACAUUCAAACCUUAAAACACACAUAAAUUGACAAAAAGUUAUAAUAUUGCCACUUUUAUUUAUUGCGUACUCGAUAAUUUUGAAGCGGUACACUGUAACUUCCCCCCCUCGCGGUUAAUCACUCAGGUUUUUUGUAUGUGUACUUCCGCGUACAAUGUUAUUUUUUUCUUCCCACUGACACACGGCAACUUCGAACAGGAAACCUCUUAGACGUCUCGCCUGUCGUUUUCUCUGUAUUUACGGCAGGGUGUGUCUGGACCUCAGUGCUCUAACCCAGCCAUGAGCAUCAUCGGGGCUGAGGAUGAGGAUUUUGAAAACGAUCUGAAUGAGUACGUGGAGGACCGGUCCAACACCUUUGACCACAUAGAGCAGUUGAAGAGUCGGCCGACCCACCUGCUGGUUUUCCUGCAACAUGUCAUUCUGCAGUUUGACCCUGCUCCCCUGCUCUGUUACCUCCAUGCUGAGCUCUUCAAAAACCUCAGUGCCAAAGAGACCAAAAAGCAGUUUGGGGAUUUUUACACAACCUUCUUGGACAAGGGUGCAGUUCUGAAAGUGGCAGUACCAGCUCACGUAAACUCUGAGUUGGAUCGAUCCCGUCUAGAUGUGCUCACAGAUGAUACCCAAAAGCGCUUCGCUCAGGACAUUCAGAGCGUCCAAGUUGCUGAAGUGGCCAAACAGUUGGAGGAUUUCAGGCAAAAGAGGAUGAUGGGUAUGACCCUCAAUGAGACUGAGCUAAAUGACGUGGACAGCCACUAUCCCACCGACCGUGUCCCAAUGGAGAUGAAGGAGAAGUCUGUUGCUGAGAACCUCCUAGAGAAGAUGUCUGAGACACAAUCAACAGGUGCCUUUGAUGAGGAUAAAUGCCAAACCAUCUUUAAUGCUGUGGUCUUGUACAUGAAACACCUCGGGGUUAAAAACAGGGCAGCUGACAGUAAGAAGUCCAAAGGAGGUUUCUUCAGUAGAAAGACUAAGCCCAAGAUUAAGGAUGAUAUCCCAAAGGCCAAAAUCUCAAGAGUGUUUCCUGUUUUACCAAACUGGAUGGUUACAGUUGAGUCCAAAAUUAAAGUGGAUGAAGACAGGGAUAGAGGGUCAGUCGAUCGCAAAGGUCCUGGCGCUAAAACCACCCCGAAUGACUCUGGAGUUCCCACUAUAUCGUUGAACAAGAAGCAGAGUCUAAUCCCUCCUGUACAACCUGCGGUAGAUGUUGAUUCCCCAAGCAACAACGCCACCAGCACGACUACCAUAGAGUCAUACAGUGAUGCUGUCCCAAGCAAUCGUUUAGAGCUUCCAACUCUGCAAGAUGACUUGCCCUCUGGGCCUGCAGGUGGGCUGAUCGAGCCCAUCUCGCCCAUCUCACCCAGUGACAUCCCGCCUGAGGAGCCUGUGGAGAAAGAAAGACGGAAGACAAGCCCAGAAGGACUAAGUUUUGCUCCAGAGCCUGGCCACUCCCCCACCAGCCCUUUCCCGCAGGUGGAGGAGGUGGAUCCACGGCUGCAGGAGUUUGAGUCUGAUCCACCCAACUGGAGGGAGCUGGCCUCUCCUGAGGCUCUGUCCAGACUGACCAAGAAGGAGACCAAAAUGCAGGAAGUCAUCAAUGAGUUGUUUACAACAGAGCACGCACAUGUGCGAAUGCUGAGUGUCCUUCAGGUGAUCUUUGUCAGACCAUUGGAGAGAGAGGAGCUUCUGACCUCAACUGAGCUGGCCGCCGUCUUCCCCAACCUUGAUGAGAUCACUGAAAUGCACAGUAACUUCUAUGAGAGCCUUAAGAAACAGCGUUUGGAUAACAACUUCAUAGUUAAAUCCAUCAGCACCACAGUGCUCAACAGAUUUGGUGGUACAGAGGGGGAGUGGUUCCAGAAACUGACAGCAAGGUUCUGCAGCCACCAGUCAUGGGCCCUGGACCAGAUCAAGACCAGGCAGAAGCGAGAUCCACGCUUCAACAUUUUUAUACAGGAGGCGGAGAGUAAGCCCCAGUGCCGUAGGCUGCAGCUCAAGGACAUCAUUCCCAUAGAGAUGCAGAGGCUGACCAAGUACCCACUGCUGCUGGAGAAUAUUGCAAAGAACACAGAGGACCUAACGGAGAAGGCAGCAAUUGAGAAGAGUGCAGAGUGUUGCAGAAAGAUCCUCAACCACGUCAACGAGGAAGUCAAAGUGAUGGAAAACCUGUUGACUCUGAGGGAAUACCAGCGCAAAUUAGACACAUCAGGACUAAAACCCAGUAAUGAGCUCUAUAGUGAAUAUAGGAACAUUGACUUGACUCAGAAGAAGAUGCUUUAUGAAGGCCCACUGAUAUGGAAAGUCACCAAAGAAAAGGCUGUUGAGGUGCAAUGUGUGUUGCUUGCGGACUUACUGGUGCUCCUCCAGAAGCAGGAUGACAAGAUGGUCGUCAAAUGCCACAGUAAGAGUAACAUCGCUGCGCAGGACGGCAAGCUGAUGCUGAGCCCAAUUAUUAAGCUGGACUCAGUCUUUCUCCGUGAUGUGGCCACAGAUCGAAAGGCUUUCUACGUGAUAUUUACCUGGGAAAGCGGCGCUCAGAUUUAUGAACUAGUGGCUCAGUCUGUUGGAGAAAUGAAAAGUUGGACUCAAGUGAUAAAGAAAGCAGUGGAUGACCUGAAGAAGAGUGGCAGCACAACCAAGAAGUUGACGGUGGCUCCUGGAGUUGGAGUUGUAGGACCUCCCUUCAGUCCCAUCAGUCUGAAUCCCCCUAUGAGCCCGCUUGAGAAUGGAGCUUUGAAAAGCAGCAGUGAUCAAGAUAAGGACAACUUGAAAGAUAAAAAGUCGACCGAUCCCAGGCACAGGCUGAUUGAUUUCCUCUCUGACAAAGGGUUUGACUUGAUAGGCCACACCAAAAAUGAUCAGGAGAAAGUGGCUAACAGUGCAUUAGAUGAAGUCAUGUCCCUGAAAAGGCUCCUCAUCGGCAGCAUCAGUCUAUCAGAGGACUCACAACCUGAUGAAGAAAAUGAAGUAGGGCAAUCAAAGGGCCCUGGGCAAGAUGUGGAACAGCAUCAGUUAACAGAUGAAAGUCAGACCACGAACGAAGUAGCUGAGGAGACGAACCCCACGAGUACAGACAAAGAAGGUCAAAACCCAAAAGGAGACGAUGAGAGCAUCAGCGCGCCCCUGGUGCUGUCCCAGGAGAGGAAGGAGGAAGUGUGCAGGAGGCUACGCAGCCUGGAGGAACAACUAAAGAGACUACAGACUGUAGAAGAGGAACACCACAAGCUGCAGGAGGCCCUUUCCAAGUUCUCACUGGAGGGGGGCAGCUUCUAGUGACCCACCUUAAUGCCUCCUGCUGGCCGUUAGGUUUUGACUGGUUCUGGUUUGGACUGAGUGACUUUCAGAGGCUUUCCUGGAAAUUCCUAUACCAUCACGCGUCUAUCACCGGACCAUCGAUACAUUUAUUUUUCUUCCCCUCUUGCGUAUGUGUGUGUGGGUGUGUAUGUCAGCUGUUUGCAGCCAAUCAGAAGUUUUAUUUUUGUUUUGUUUUUUUUCUCCUUUUACCAAUUGGCCAUUUAGGGACAGGCUUUGUGCACAGUGCAGUGGUUCAGUAAUGGAACAUGUGUAUGUGUGCGUGCAUGCUGGAUAGAGGGCUAUACAAAAAAAAAAAAAAAAACAAUCCUAAAUUGGGGUUUGAGGAUGCUGUUAGUGAGAGGUGCCAAAGGAAAUGAAGCAAUAUUUUGCUGUUAGUGAGUUGCUGCCUAAGAAAAUAUAGUGAUUUGAGUCUGCUGUAACACACAUACGCAAACCAGAAACAUGCAUGAUGGAAAAUAAUUUACAAUAAUGCCAAAUUCUAAUGUACAGUAAAAGAGAGAGCCUUAAAUGGCCAAUAUAGCAUUAGGUCUAUUGAAAUACUACUACUGAUAUAUAGUGUUAUUUCUAGUCUAUGCCAAAGUCAAACAGAGAUGCACUUUUAAUCAAAACAAGAUGAACGCACACAGUUAUUGCUAAAUAUGUUACUUUUAGCUCUGUAUUCUGUAUGGUUAUUAAGGCACCCCUCAUUAUUGAAACGAUGCAUGCAAGAAAGUGUGUGUGUAUGUGCGUUACAAAUUUUUUAAUUAAGGAUAUAUUUCUUUGGAUGAUUCUUACUGUAAUUAGGUCACAUAAAAAUCAUUUAUAAAUAGUGGCAGUAUAAGUAAUCUUGCUGUUAAUAGUGGAGAUUUGUUUGUAUGUACCGCUUUUAUUUAUUCCCUUGAGUCCUUGUGUGUCAGUGAGCUUCUUCACCUGAGUGAAGCUGAUACAAUGCCAGGCCAGAAACAAAAAGCGAUGUGCAACUGUCGGACAAAAGCGAAGCUGGCGUGUGUGAAGCAGAUCAGAGUGGAAUAGAAAAGUGAAAGAACUGGGAACUGGUUUCAAGGUGGUUGCUUCUUAGAAACCUUUAAUUUGAUGGUCAUGAGAGAGUAGAAAGUAGGAGGUUGGGAUUUGUGCCCCUAUAUUAAAAAACAAAAAAAUACAGAAAAAAAAAAAAAUAUGAAAUAUAUAGAGCGCUCAGUAUUACUACGCUCAUAUCAUUUCAGAAGUUUCAACUUACCUUUAGAGAGGGUUCCCAAAUGCUCUUUCAAAACACUUUAGUUGGGGUUAUACUUUUCAGGCGUAUUAUGAGAUCAGAUUGAUUUAGUAUAUUGAAAAUUUGAGCUAAGGUGAUAUUUUAUUGAGCAUUGACUAUGGUAAUAUAAUUUCUGAUCUGUGGCGUAACUGGGGCUGUGCACACAGGACCAAAGAAGUAACAGCAAACCGCUAGAUCCUCAUUUGUACAACAGCUUUAUUAGUGAUGUGCAUCAUCUGUGUAGUAGUGUGUCACAAAAUGUUGAUGAUGAUGUUGGGAAUGGUGGCUCAGUAAUGCAGUCUGGAAUCAGCAGCCGCUUUUCUUCACCCCAAACACGAAGGGAUUUUAAAAGGACAUUGAAUAAUAAAAACACUUCUUUUUCUUUUUUUUUAAAGUUAAUGUAAAGAAAAUAACAAGAUGAAAAACGUUAGAUUAUUUGGGAUUAGUCAUAAGACAUGAACAAUCUAUAGGACUGGGAAGUUUAAAAUUGAAUGAAAAGGUUGCGCUAUAGAGGAUUAAGAGACGCACCGAACACGCCCCUGGUACUAAGCUGAACAUAUGGGGCUGAUACUGACACAGCAGCAAUACUGUAGCCAGAUGAGGACACAAAGGAAAUGCUGAAGGUCUGGAGGAAGGAAAACUGUAGACUCAUUCAUACAGAAGCACGUCAGGAGGCUCCUGUGGUGCAUAAGAAUGCACGUCAGGAGCACUUCCUGACAUGCAUUCUUAUUGUUGUUGUUGCCACAACAACAAAUGCCACCUUUGAACCUGCUGAACCUCACCGGGUUUGCUCAUUUUGAUCACUUAAGUGUUCAUAGGCUUCAAAGACUAUAUAUGAUUCUAGCAUCUCUCUCCACAUAUUGUUCUUUGGAAGUGUAUAUAAAUGUAGUUUGAAGGCAAAAAAAGACAAAGACAAAAAAAUAAUAGCUCCCCUCUGUGUCUUAAGCUCUUUUUGUUUCUUUUUUUUAGCUACACACUCUUCUUCAUAACACACUCACACCUUUUAAUUGCGUAAUCACUUGUUUCUACUGCACAGUUUUAUCCUACAUUUUGUGUAUUGAGUCACUUAAGUAGGUUGGGGAGGGAGUAUUUUCCACAGACGCUUUUGUAAUUUUUUACUAUGCAUUUUCCACAAUGGUGAGAGAGGCAGGACUUGCCUGUAACUUGUCUUUGCAUUUUGAUGAUUGUGAAUCAAUUGAAAAAAAAAAAUUCAGUGCCAACCAGCUCUGUACUGUGGGUACUAUACCUCAGGCUACCCACAGUGCUUUUUAAGAAAAAUGUAAUGUCAGUGGUAGGCAUUUGGAGUCCAGCUACCACCAGCUGAUUCCUUCAGUCUCCACUGGCUCAACGACUACUACAGGCACUUCUCGCGCUCUCUCCUUUGAAUGCUUUUCCUCAUGUAUUCCAUAUACAAAAUGUAUAGAAAACUUUAUUUAUAGAGUGGUGCCUUGUUCUAACGAUCAAGUUGUUUGCUUCAUAAAAGACUCUUUAGUUGAACACAAUCACUGCUGUCUGUGUACCUCAAUGAGAAAUAUGACUAGUAAGCGGAGAAAAAUCAUGCCAGGAUUCUGAUUUUGGUGGUUUAAGGUUUGAGGGUUGUUUCUAUAUGUAGAUUUAACUUGGGCUUCAUCGCACUAUUUUUGUGUCCAUCUCUAUCUCAUAGUGAGGAUGUAAGCCCUCUACCAACUCAGCCGACCAGUGCCCAGUAUAUUAAAAAAACAAAAUAGACACUGCUCCUUGCCAUACUGGUGUUUGCCACCUUAUCUAUAAACAUUGUAUAUGCAAGAACUAUACUGUGUAUUUGGGUUUGAUUUUUAUUGUGUAAGAUGCUCUUUAAUGAUGUAUACCUAAAGAAAUUUGUGGUACGUUCUAUUUUUUAAUUCUUUUUUUUUUUUUUCAAUAAACUGGGGAAAUUUU
Neolamprologus brichardi is the source of this 6483-nucleotide messenger RNA. NCBI's taxonomy places the organism in Eukaryota, Metazoa, Chordata, Actinopteri, Cichliformes, Cichlidae. The record is from RefSeq and is a predicted model, not a curated record.